This is a messenger RNA of Colletes gigas, 838 nucleotides long. RefSeq lists its product as uncharacterized. The transcript has 2 exons. Bases 50 to 565 code for a protein of 171 amino acids. The record is from RefSeq and is a predicted model, not a curated record. Lineage: Eukaryota; Metazoa; Arthropoda; Insecta; Hymenoptera; Colletidae.
UAUAUAUUCAAAGUGGACCUCUUAAUUUGAUCCCAGUAAAUGAGUGAUCAUGAAACCGAACACGAUAGGACGCAUCUUCUGGAUCGUGCAAUUCAUCGACAUCUGCAUCUCGUCGAGGAUCCUGACUACGGUGGAUUCUUGUCCUUGUCAUCCUCCCAGCGAGUGUCUAAACACGUCUGAAAUCAGUUACAACAUCAGACAGGUGUUAAUAUUGCCUUGUGAAAGCGAAGAUGUAGUAAGAUGUUGCUCGAUAGUGUCGAAACCGAUAGAAUCCGCAGAUACGAGUGGAUCCUUGCAAGAUCAAGAGAACAAACUGGAGGGAAACGAUGGAGCAGAUGUACUAUCGUUGAACCACGGUAGUUUUCCAUAUCCGCUGCGGUAUGGUCACCAGGAGCAAAAAAGUGUGGAACACGAAGAGCCUGUUACGAGACAAAGAGACCAAUUUGCAACACCGGAAGUGUCCACGCAAGAUGACCGAGAAGAAUCGUACAACCAAGUUCUGAUCGAUCGAGCAACAAGCUUUGAAAGUCGCAGAACAUCUCCGCGGCAACCAGUUUCGUUUUAAAUUCGAGAUUCGAAGAAACAGGGGAAGGAAAGCCCUUCGAUCGCUGAAAGAGUGGUCUUGAACAAAGGUUGUCAUUCUAACGUGAAUUACGGGUUUCCAUCGAUGGCCGAAAGCUCGUCUGAAAAAAUAAGCGAUCUCUUCGAGCGGAAAACAUCAUUAGAGACGCCUCUUACGCUCGAUGAAGUAUCCACUCGAGCGAUCAUCGAAAAUGCAAGCUCAGUGAGCAAACUUGAUGCGUUACAGCGAGACGAUACGUCGAUCAGAAUUUUAUCA